AUGUCAUCCUCAACAGUAUUACCCGGUCUCAUCAGGCACUUCCCCUCCACGCCGCUUUCCAGCAAAGCGUCAUCCCUACCACCACCAAUCCCCUUCCUCCCCGCGUCACGAACAACAACAACAACAACAUCGUCGCGCCGCCUCUUCCACCCCAGACCCACAACAACCACCCCACGUCGUCGUCCUCAUCCGGCCGAGCACCCCAGACCAAGAGCAGCAGCAGCAGCAGCCCUCUCCACCACCACCCCCUCAUCCCUGGCCCUCCCCAGCAUGAACGCCAUCCGCACCACCAUCGCCGAAAACCUCGGCGGGCCGGCCCACGCCCUCGCGCCCAGCGACUCCCAAUUCUCGCUGGACGCGGUUCCCGACCUGACGGGCAAGGUGGCCGUCGUGACGGGCGGCAGCGAAGGCAUCGGCUACGGGUGCACGCACACGCUGCUCUCGCACAACGUGGCCAAGCUCUUCAUCAUCUCGCAGUCGGCCGACAUCGUCUCGCACGCGCUGGCCGCCAUCCGCGCCGAGCUCGGCGCCGCCGCCGCCGCCCGCGUCGAGUGGCUGCCGUGCGACCUGUCCGACUGGGACGCCGCGGCCGACACGGCGACGCAGAUCGCGCGGCGCACGCCGCGGCUCGACAUCCUCAUCUGCAACGCGGCGCGGGGCAUCAUGACGGCGCAGCGGGCGCCGACGAAUGGCGUCGAUUUGCACAUGGCCGUCAACCACGUCGGCCACAGCGUCGUGACGUCGCACCUGCUGCCGCUGCUCAAGCGCACCGCGGCCGAGGGCCGCUUCGUGCGCGUCGUCCACCUCGGCAGCAACCUGCACGAGCUGGCGCCCGCCGACACGCGCUUCGAGAGCGUGGAGGAGCUGAAUCGCGACUUGGGGCCCAACGCGCAGUACGCGCGGUCGAAGCUGGCGGCCAUCCUGUACGCGCGCUACCUCGCGGCGCACCUGCGCGCCGAGCAUCCGAAUGUUCUUGUGAACGCGUCGUUUCCGGGCAUCGUGGACACGCGGCAGACGAACGAGCACAUCCACGAGGCGUAUCCGCUCGGCGGGUACGGCAUGAGCGUGCUGGCGGCGCCGUUCAAGAAGAGCGCGAUGCAGGGCGCCGUGUCGACCAUGUACGCGGCCACGGCGACGGAGCGGAGCGGCGAGUACGUGUGUCCGCCCGCCAUCGUGGAGAAGGGGAGCGAGAUGAGCGGCGACCGCGAGCUGGGCGAGCGGCUGAUGCGCUUGACCAGGGAGUUGGUGGCCGAGAAGACGAGGGAGGCCAGUGUGGAGCAGGGGUGUCCGUUCAAGGAUUACUAG
Diplodia corticola is the source of this 1305-nucleotide messenger RNA. Its product is annotated as retinol dehydrogenase 12. The record is from RefSeq and is a predicted model, not a curated record. The transcript has a single exon. Lineage: Eukaryota; Fungi; Ascomycota; Dothideomycetes; Botryosphaeriales; Botryosphaeriaceae. Bases 1 to 1305 code for a protein of 434 amino acids.